Fimicolochytrium jonesii is the source of this 2143-nucleotide messenger RNA. RefSeq lists its product as uncharacterized. The transcript is spliced from 10 exons. Gene Ontology annotation, molecular function: cysteine-type deubiquitinase activity. Gene Ontology annotation, biological process: protein deubiquitination. The record is from RefSeq and is a predicted model, not a curated record. NCBI's taxonomy places the organism in Eukaryota, Fungi, Chytridiomycota, Chytridiomycetes, Spizellomycetales, Powellomycetaceae. The coding region runs from base 202 to 1956 and encodes 584 amino acids.
CCUCGAGUAACGAUCAGGUCGACAAAGGUUCCCUACAUUGCUGUGCAUCUCAAACUUCUCUACAACAUUUCCCUUUGUGUCCUUUGGCAGCACCCUGAAAACUUGAGGUGCAUUGUUGUUUCGUAAUCGCGGGCGCGCAGCUCCGAACUGUCAAAUGGCAUUGUGCAAGAACCUCACCCGUCAACGACCAACACUUCUCUGAUGUUCGCGCGAUUGAAGGCGAUCAUCAAGAUGAUCCUACAUCCUACCCGUGCGUCCGCGUCAAGUGUUCCGUCAGCACCACCAGUCAACCCCGCACAGGGUCGGUAUCGGGUUCUGGGGGAGUCGCCGGCGAGCGAGCGGAUUCGGACCGUCAGAACUGCUCGACCGACGCCGCGGAAUAACACCACCACAGUCGUUACAAAGAAGAAGAAGGAGGGGCCGGGAGAACCGCCCAAGACCACCAACCGGAGGUUGCGCGAGUUGGAAAGUGUCUACAGGAGCACUGGAACCCUCAACAACAGCUCUUCGCCAGUGCCUGCGCCAACAAAACCGACGAAGCCGUCAUAUGUCGCCUCAGGACCAGGGAAUUCGACCCGGCGCGCGAGUGGGGUUGCCACAAUCAGACAAAAUAUAUUGGACCGCAUAAACCGACGGUCGAGCGAUUCAGAGCAAAAUCCGCCGGUGAAGAGACCGUCUGGGUCCCGCAAGUCGCUUGAAUUGAACCUGCCGCGAUUAUUCUCGAAAACCCCGCCGGUCGAAGUUCAGAAACCGAAAGCACCUAGCUUGAGGCGGAAGUCUUCUAUCUUCGGCUCCCAGCAAUCGACGUUAAGCACCGUUUCAGCUUCCCAGAGAUCCCUGAGAUCUUUUUCAGAACUUGACAUACGCAAACUUACAACAAUCAAAAAGAAGCGGGGGUGCACAGCACAGUAUGCUUUGAAGCGCGAGACCCCGGCGAGGGGACGAGUUGGUUUAAAAAAUUUAGGAAACACCUGUUACAUGAACGCAGCCUUGCAGUGUCUGCUCUCGGCCGAGCUUCUGAUGGGGUAUGUCCUCUCCCCAACGUACACCGCGUCCAUAACCAACUCCCAAGACAACGGGCUAGCCGAAGCGUUCGCCGACCUAGUUAAGGCAGCAAUGACAACCUCGGACAGAAGGAUUCUGGACCCCGUAGCGGUGAAGCGACAGGUGGCACGUCGCAACGAGCAGUUCGCCGAAUAUGACCAACAAGAUGCUCAAGAGCUCUUGCGGUGUCUCCUGGACGGGUUGCAUGAAAAUCUAAAUCGUGUUAAGCGACGUCCCCGACUGAACUACAGUCAUGAUGAUGCCGAACGCCUCAGUGACUCCGAGAAGGCCCGGUUUGCUUGGAACAAGUAUCACGCUGUAAAUGACAGCACAAUCUUUGAUCUGUUCGGUGGCCAGCUUGAAAGCUGCGUCGAAUGUCACACUUGCGGACACCGAUCGGUCACAUAUGACACCUUCUGGGACUUGUCCCUCCCCAUCCCAAAGGGAUCAUCUGCUACCCUGCAAGACUGCCUGUCGGACUUCGGCGCGGAUGAGAUUCUGGAGGACCUUUACAGUUGCGCCAACUGUAAGGCACGCAGGGUUGCCAGCAAAACUCUGAAAGUUUACCGAUGUCCAGAAAUUCUGGUGCUCCACCUGAAACGUUUCAAGUACAUAUCAUACGAUACGCAGGAGAAAAUAGAAGCCAAUGUCGAAUUCCCUCUAGAGAAUCUACGGCUAGGAGGCCUUCUGAGCGACGUGGAAGGUCACGACACCAACGCUGUAUAUGACCUCUUCGGGAUUAUAAACCACUUUGGAGUUCCAGGCGGCGGACAUUAUACCGCAAACGUCAAGAACAUUGACGAUGGCCGCUGGUACUCCAAGAACGAUUCGAGCGUUUCGCUUUGUCCCGACGGGCCGAGCACUGCGAUGCGUUCCAGUGCAUAUGUGCUGUUUUACAGCCGACGGAGAUAAACAUGGCACUUUUUGCUCGGUUGCGAUCCCAUUUGUUUUUGGUUGGAUAUAGACAUCACUUCUAGAAAGCGCAUACUAGACCACAGAAAUUUGUAGAUAACACUCUUAGUCGAGUGCAUCGAGCCCUAUGCGACUUCCUUGUGAGUCGUCGAGAGGAGGUUGUAUGGGAACUGAGUGCCCAUCUAUC